CAAGUUAGCUCUUGCGACGCGCAACCUAUCUGCAGCAACAAAUUUAUUCAUUUUCCCCUCUCUUCUUACAACGACUCGUUCGUUGCUUCCUUAAUCAUGCUCGCCAUGACGAGGUUGCCGUCUGAUUCCUUCCUAUCAUCGGGGGCCGUGAUGGAUGCGAGCGAACGCUCCAUGUCCUUCACUUCUCAUCUUAACGGCCACUCUUCCACAUCCGUUAUAUCUCCAUUAUCCCUACCGCAUGCUAUAGACAAUCUGUCAUACCUGGACGAGUCACAUGUUACAAAUCUAUCGCCUUACAACAAUUAUUCACAUUCACCUUCGUACCCUAUACCUCCACGAUCUCGAUCGCAAUAUCGUUCAUCACACCUGAACCCCCAAAGCGUCUGUGAGCAGAACCCGUCAAGCUUGUCCCCCACGGUGUGCCGAUCGAAGUCUCGUGCUGCAUCUCCAUCCGUGGAAUCAGCCAGCAAUCACGGCAUGACAUCCCCACCCGACAACAUGAACAUGAACAACCAGGCUGCACUGGCCCUGCUCCAUCGUAGGGAGGAGCAGAAUCGAAGACUUCUGGAAAGCUGGCACGCUGAGCGUGCUCAUCUCGAGGCCAACCGUGCGCGAGCCGAGGAAGUUUACCAAGAAGAACGCGCGAUAAUGGAUGAGGAACGUAUGAUAUGGAUUGAAGAGAGGACAAGGCUGGAGAAAGACCUGUCUGAAUGGAAGAUGAGGGCAGAGUUGGCCGAAAAGCAGAGGAAUGACCUGGCCAUCAUGCUUAAGAACGCUGGUAAGUCCUUUGAUGGCGCAGAUGAAUUUGGUGUGGGCAGCAUAAGAGGAGGUGGUCCCGGUAGUCCCAGGGCUCGCAUGCAGCCACCUAGUAAGAUUCAAAGCCCAUCAGAGGACUCGUCAACAAACACUCUACCCAGUUCGAUGCUUGGAACCACAAUGCCAGAAUCAAAGCCUUUCAUACCGCUGGAUCCGCGUAUGCAGGGCACAUCACCGGGGAUGAUCUCCCCUAAGGCGCAACAGGAUAGAGUGCCAUCAAUAGAUAUCCAGGAAGUCAUGCCUGAACUGGAAGGAAUUCGUGUCAGGCCGGAUGCUGUCCAAAAAUCAACAUUCACCGAUGGAGUGCUACUUUCACCAUCUACUGGAACAAAAAGGCCCGCUCCACCCAUGGCAAAGAAUGAUUCAUCUCGUCCACGUAUCGCACCAACAGAGUUGACAAAAGAGGCCCUCCAGGCUCCUGAGUCCGACAGACUUACGAUGCAUGCCGGACACACCCCAAAUCACUCCAUGUCUCUGUCUCGGCUCCAUACUGUCGAUCCUACUGACGCAACCAAUACAGUCAAUAGUUCCGGUGCAGCAACUCCAAAGCACCAGAUAGAAGAAAAUGCUCAAAAUACAGUCCUAGGGCAGCACUCACAGCCUGAAGGGACAAGUUUCGCUGCUCACAUAGCCCCCGAGAAUUCGGGGUUUCUACCCGGACUGGAAACUAUUGAGCCCCGACCAUACUCAAGUGGCAUUCCGGUGCCUUUCGACCCAAUCACCCAUGAGCCAGAGCGUGUGUUGAAAGGGCCACUGCAUCUGAGGAACCUUCCGGCAGCCGAUGAGCCAUUCCUUGCCGCUUUAUCGACUAAGCUUGAGCACGCCAUGUCCACUGAUCCGACCCCCACUGUUUUGAAAAACGAUCCUUUUGAUGAGCCACGGACCGUUGGAGAAAAGUCAACAGUUAAGGCGGGCGGUGAUGGAGCACACGAUACGCGUGAUGAAUCAUCUGGGGAGGAUGAGGAGGAUAUCCCUCUUAAGUUGAAAGACUCCCAAAACUUCGGUGCGCCCUUCGGAAAGCUUAGAAAGCUGUCAUAGGCACUUAAUGCUCUUGAGCCAUGGUUCUCCUUGGUAUACACCUUCUCUUGCUCACGAUUCUCCGGGCUGAGCAUCAUUC
Molecule: messenger RNA, 1933 nt
Organism: Hypoxylon fragiforme
Lineage: Eukaryota; Fungi; Ascomycota; Sordariomycetes; Xylariales; Hypoxylaceae
Exons: 1
Coding region: 97-1854 (585 amino acids)
Source: RefSeq, a predicted model, not a curated record